This is a messenger RNA of Osmia bicornis bicornis, 5040 nucleotides long. RefSeq lists its product as uncharacterized. The record is from RefSeq and is a predicted model, not a curated record. The transcript has 11 exons. NCBI's taxonomy places the organism in Eukaryota, Metazoa, Arthropoda, Insecta, Hymenoptera, Megachilidae. The coding region runs from base 329 to 4972 and encodes 1547 amino acids.
AUGAUUUCCAAUUAUUUUAUUUAAAAAUUGAUGUAUAUAAAAAAUUGUUUAAAGAAAGGAGUAAUAAUAUAUCAUAGUAUUUGAUUAUUUAAAAUGUAACUUAUAGAUUUCUCUAGUUGCAUUAAGUUUUAUAGUUGUUGACUUGUUGAACAGUAAUGAACAUGGCGGACGUAGUAUACGGGUAGCUGAUGUUUGCUUCGGUACGCGCGUUAACGAUUGUUCGAACAGUCGCGUUGACAUAUUGUGUGGUGUGUGUGUGUGUGCAUGCAUAUGCGUACGUACGUGAAGUAAAUUUUAAUUAAUAAAAUAUGUUCGAAAUUUGUUGAAUAUGAGUGGAGAAGCGGAUUCAGCAGGACAGAUCUGCGAGAAUUCGCUUACGACCUUGAAAAACGAGGUCGAUCCUGAGAAACUUCCUCCAAGAACGAUAUCUCAUACUACCAGAAGACCACGAUUCGGUAUAGGCAAUGUUCCGCUAUCGCCUUAUAUAUUAAUUGAUGGAAAAAAAUUACGAAGUUCUUUGGCUUUAAGCAAAAGAAAGUUACCGCGGCGUGUCAGUUUUCCGACAAAUGACAAUCUCUUGGUUACGGGAUAUUUGGAACCGGCCAAUCCAUGGAAACUCGCUGAAAAUGUGAAUCUUGAAGAUUUAAUCUUGGCAUACAAAGAAUCCUGUAUAAAACAUAAUGCAGAGUCUCUGGAAACUGUUAUAAGUCAGCUAGAGACUUUAGAUAUAUCUAAAGCACGAAAUGAAGAACUAAAUUUAAAAGGACAGAAAUUGAAUAUUAAUCAUGCAGAAACGUUAGAAGAAAUUUUUAAAAGAGUUCAGUUUAAUAAAGUUGAUUUAGAAGCCACAUUUUUGAAUGACGAGACUGCUGUGAUAUUAUUUGAUACGAUAGAAUAUUAUGAAUCUGCAAAACACUUAAAUAUUUCAUCUAAUCAAAACAUUGGAAUUCAUGGUUGGCAAGCAUGUUCAAAUAUGAUAAGAAAGACCCAAUGUUUAGAACAUCUUGAAGCUAAGGAUAUAACACUUAAUGAACAAUACAUGAAUAUCUUGAGUCGGUCAUUACCAUUAGUCUGCCAUCUACAUGUGCUUAAAUUAGAAAAUUGUGGGCUUUCAGGGAGAUGUAUCAUCACACUAGUUUCAGCAUUAAAAAUGAACACUGGAAUAAGAGAACUUUAUUUAGCUGACAAUAAUUUAAAUUUAUAUGAUGCAAUACAGCUUGGUUCUCUUCUUAGGUUAAAUAAUCAUAUACAACUACUUGAUGUUAGUAACAACAUCAUCCAAGAUGAUGGUGUACGUGAUAUGUUAGAGGGUCUCAUCAACCAAAUAAAUGAAGAUAAGAGUGGUAAAGGUUUAAAUAUAUUGGUAUUAUGGAAUAACCAACUUACAAAAAAAUCAUCUCCUUACUUCGCACGUAUUAUAGCAUUGUCUAAAACAUUAGAAACAUUGAACAUUGGAAAAAAUAUGUUGACCGAUGAAUUAUUAUUUGUUAUAAAAGACGCAUUGAAAAAAAACCGUAUCUUAUUACAAUUGGGAAUACAGGCAACCGAUCUUACAUGCGAUGGAAUUGUCACAUUAUCCGAGAUAAUUGAAAUAAAUCAGAUUCUACAAAGGAUAGAUUUACGAAAUAAUAAUAUUCAAUUAACUGGGAUGCAGGCUCUUUGUUCUGCUAUGCAAAACAAUAAAAGUAUUACUAAAAUUGAUUUGGACGAUGAACCUAAUACGAAAAUAGUUGAUCUAACCCAGACCUUGCAUCAGUACAUGCAGUUAGUAGCUGAAAUUCGAAGCUGUUGUACAAACAACGAGCAAAUGCAUACUUUAGAAGAAAAUUCCGAAGGUUUUCAAAGUUCAUUUCAUAGCAGAUUCUGUAGUAAAAUCUCCCGUAAAAUUUCGCUUACUUGUCAAACACUGCCAUGUUCUUUAUCAUCCAAGAUUUCGAUACAAAAAGACGAAUCUGGACGGUCAAUGCUCGAACCAAAACGUAUUAAUGGAGGUCGUCUUCGUUCACCGAUUCCUAGUCCAUCUUCUUCACCUGUAGUUAGCCCAAUACCGAGUCCUUCGCGAAGCCGAUUUGUGGUGUCUCGGGUACCAGAAACUUCACGUUCUGCAGAUCCCUCAGUAUCUUCGUCACCAGUUCUUUCAUCCCUUGGAUCAUCACCUACCUAUGUUACUUCUUCUGCAAGUGGGCCAUCUAGAUUUCGUGUUUCAGUUGUUGAAUCAGCAAAUGUAUCUUUACCUAAACCUGUUGUUACUUCAACAACAACUGAUCAUACGAUUGAUAUAAAUUUCAAAAUUACCACAGACGAAUCAAUCGAUUCGGAUGACCUUGAUAAUGUAUUUAUAUCUGAAUCAAAAACGAGUAACGAUCAAAAUGCCAAAAGCUUACGAGAUACAUCCAACAACGAUGUAUCUUAUUUAGAUUCGCAAUUAGUCAAUGAAACUGGUACAUCAUUGAUACCAGAACGUUCUAACGUAGACAAAUUAAAUGCAGACGAAUGUUUUGUUACGGCAACUAUUAAAACUAAAUCGAACGACAAGAUAUGCUCUAUUACCAUAGAAGAUAAAGAAUAUUGUGAUGUACAGAAUAAUCAAAAUACUGUUACAACUCAAUUGGAAACUAUUAUACCGACAAAAAGUAUAGAGAAUGUAGAAAAUUAUGAUGAUGAAGAUACGAGAAAUGCAACAAUGUCAAAUGUAAAUAUAAAUAAAACUGAUACAAAUUCUAACUGUACUAUAGUAGAUGAUCAAUCGGUAACUAUUGAUAAAGAUAAUGUGACAGAAAAGUUAGCGAAUACUUCUUUCGACGAGAGUAUGCAAUUACAUUCACAAACAAAACAUGAUCCGUACAUGCAAAAGAGUAGUUCUAAUUUAGGAAAGCUACUCGCGCUGUUUCAACAUCCUAGUUGCUUUUUUUCCGAUUCAACUCCUAUUAAUCAGCUGAAAUCGAAAAAUACUUUACAAGGUAGUAUAAACAGCAUGAUGACGCUUGGAGACAAAUUUCAUUACUACAUAAAGGACAAGAAAGAUAAAAUUUAUAAUCGUGAAACAGAGGCGUCUUUGAUGUCGCUUAAAAAUAAAUCAACAAGAUUUUUCAAUCUAUCACAAAUGCCAAGUUUGCAAAGCAUAACAAGCAUGGUUCCAUCGUUUAAGUUUGAAGGUAAUUUAGAUGAUUCUAGACAGAGUAACGAGUCUUACUCGAAGGAAGUAGAUUUUUUACUGAAAAAGGAUUACGACAGUAAUUUAACUGAUACAAAAGAAGAAUGUAAUAAUGAGAGCGAAAAGUUAAACGUACAUUUGAAAGAACAAGAGAUUAGCGUUCCAGAUCUAGAUAAUCAAUUAGUACCAGAAGACAUACGAUCAAAGUAUCCUGUUGGGAUCGCUGAUAAAAAUAUAAUAUUAACUGCAAAUUGCAUAGUUUCGAAUGUAAUUGAUACCUGUCAUAAAAUUGUGAAUAGUAGAUCAUUGAAGCAUGUCUCAGAUAAGAAAAUGAUUGUACCUGUACCUAAAUCAAUAGGUAUACCUGAAUAUUCUGCUUUGAAAGCAGUUAAAAGUGAUGUAAAGAAAGAUACUAUAAUGGAAACAUUAGAGAAAGUAGAUUCCAUAUUGAUAGAUGAAGCGAGUAAUGAAACUUUAACAAACAGUAUUAAUUUUACUAGUGAUAGCAAUUCCUUAUCUUGUAGCAUAAUGUACGGUGUAAGCAACGAUACGCAUACUGUAAAUAAAUCAGACAGAAUGCACAGUUUAGUAAUAUUAAAUUUAGAUGAGAAAGAUAAUGUUGAAAAUAAUUCUACUUUUAAUGUAAAUAAUACGGAUGAUAAUCAGGCAUACUUUGUAUGCGAUGAAAAACAUGGAUAUAGUUCAAACAUGUUGAAAGGAAGCGUAGAAAGAAAUUCUUCUAAUAAUUGUUUAAAUAACGAAGUUGUCGAAAUGCAUAGUUUUGAUAGUAAUAAGGAUAAAAAUGUUUUUACAGAUGUUCAUAAUAUGCCAAGCAGUGAAGUAGAAAGAAUAGAUGUAUCUCGUGUAAAUAAUAGUACGCAUUGGAAAGAUGCAAUUGUUGUAAAUAGUACAUCUGAAAGAAAGAUAUCAAAUAUAAAUUGUACGUGUAAAGAUACUAAUUUCGAUUUUAAUAAUGAUAAUAACAGACAGUUAUGUACUUUGAUACUUUAUAAAGAUAUAAGAGCACCAGUAACCGAGAGAAUGAUACAAAUGUUUAUUACAAAGAAAACAGAUGUUAAUAAUUUUAUUAUGGAAAGUACUAGUACAGUUAGAAAAGGAAACAUUGUUAUGCCUAUACCAAAAACGUACACUUAUGUGACAAACAUUAAUAGAUCUGUUCUUAGAGAUCUGAUACGACACAUAACAGAUAUCUCAAUAAAUGGGAAUUUGGAUAAAGAAAAUAUUCCUUCCAACGAUUGGCCAGACAAUGCUAUCAAAGUAAAGACUUCAUUUUAUAAUCAAGCUCAAAUAUCUUACGCAUCUAUGAAUGUUAUGUCUGAAACUUCAGAGGAUCUUCAUAAAAAUAAUGAAUUUAUUAACGUUGAAAACGAUAUUUCUGUAAAUGGUAACGUUGAACAAAGUAUGCAUUUUCACAAGCAACAAUUCCAAGAAUGCGAAGAUUCGAAAAUUGAUUCUGAAUGUUCUUCUACGUGUGUAAAAGUAGAUUCUAAUGUCCAUUCGAAGAGAGAUGUGCCUUGGUUAGAAAAAAAUGAUACGCAGAAUAAUUCCUCAGAAAAUAUUCGUUUGCUCGGUAAUUUUGAGUCAGCUACUACUCAACCUUUAAAAUGUACAAAUUCAGAUGACACAAAUGAGACAGCUCAUAAAUAUUUUAAUGCAAUCAAAUGUGCAGUUGCCACAACUAUGUGUUCAACGAGUACAGUGAACACAGCGAGCAAUAAGACAAUUAAAAUUAUUUCUGAUCAGAGUAAUAAAAUUGCUGAGUCUUCGUCAGUAAUUCAUGCAACAAGCACAAAAUAAGACAAACGAUACCGAUGAAGAGGAGGAAGAAGAAGAAGAAGAAGAAGUUGAUGAUAUGGAAUUAGAAA